AUGGAUAAGAAGACGGCUCUCGCCCAGCUUCGGCAGUCGAAGUUUGUCUAUGAACGCGGUCUUGAGCGGCAGGAGGCGGAGCGACGCGCAAAGCUGCAUCGUUUUCUUGAUCAGCACAAGCACGCAAGCCAGUGGGCAACGUCUCUCGCAGCUCUUUUGGAUGCGGUGCGGCACGGUGUGAUGCCGAGCGAUGCGGCUCUGUGCCGCGCCAUGUGCCAGUGUGGACAGCGUGGGCAGCUCCAGGCUGCAAAGCAGGUGUACGUGGAUCUCUACCGUCGGAUCGGUCGUCCCCGCCCCCUAACGGCCCAUGUGGCUUUUAUGUCUGCCUGUGCAGACGCCGGCGAUUUCGCUGAGGCGCAUCGACAAUUUCGUGCACUGCGUGACCGAGAUGUCGCACAACACGCGAAGAAUGCGUCCCACUGCCCAGUGGUGAACGACGACCUCACAACCGAGUACUUGCGCGCCGCGCUGUGCGCCUCGCUCGGGCGGCGGCCUGCGAGCGGGGAGGAGAGAGCCGCUGCCGCCGCCGGCGCGGCAUCAAUACCUGUCACACACACGCAGGGCAGCUCAGCGUCGGAGUCUUUUCAGAGUAGGGACUCCCCCACGAUGGCGAAGGAGGAGGGAACGCGCCAGGCUGCGUGUCGCAGCACGCAUCGCGGGCGCGAUGACGGCUACGGCGGCAAGCCACGCGCGGAUGCCACGAAGGAGGACGCUGACGGCGUGUCCGUCUCCUCUCCUUGGCAAGUUGCGUUGGAGGAGUUCGUCGCCCUGCGCAAGAACGCGGAGGUGUUUCGCAAGAGCAACGAGCUUACGCCGCUGUUGUUGGAGACGGCUACCCAGCUGGCCUGCGUAGGCCGACAGUGGCAGCUGUGUCUUUCGAUUCUCCGUGGCGCAGAAGCUGAGCAGGCGCUCAUCCCGCCAGAGGCGUACGAUGCGUCUAUUCGUGCGUGCUACCAAGCACAGAAGCACGCCCAGGUUGUGCGGCUCAUGGAGCAGCUUAUAGCGACGCGCGUACCUCCCGAUGAGCGGAGCGUGCGACUGGCGCUGGCGGCGUCAGAAGAGGUCUCAGCUGAGGAGCGCUCCCGACAGACGCUCUCAUCUUCGACGACCGACGGUGUUGGUAGAGGUGGGCGUGGGUGGUCGAUGGCGCUCACACUCUUUCAAGCUCUUGAGCGCAACGGCUUCCCGCUCUAUCAGCAGAGCUACGAGGCACCGCUGCGGGCGUGUGUCAACGCUGGUCGGUGGAAAGACGCCUUUAAGAUGUUAGACGUAAUGCGGCGCGACCACCGACCUGUAUCCGCUCCCGUGUACGCGCAGGCGCUGGCCUCCCGAAUCGAAGCUGCCACCGCGUGGGCAGAAGUGCGUCGGCUGAUGCGAGCCUCCAGCCUUGCGGAGGGGCAUGCGAGCGUCGUGGUACUCUAUCUUGCCGCGCUGCGAGCCUGCGUGCGGCUGCGCGACUGGAAGCACUUUGCCGAGCUGAAUCGGGAGAUGCGGGACCGCGACAUUCCCGAAACGUACGACAAGAUGCGACUGCUGAUCGAGGCAGCCUACCUGCAGGAGCAGUACCACAGCGUGCUCAUGCGAUUUGCUCGGUUUGAGAACAUUACGCAGUACGAGCGCCGCCGCGUUGUCGACGACAAGCGUGUGCGCCUCUACGAGGAGGACUUUGCUCUGCCCCCGGCAUUGCUAGACAUGGUGCUGGCGGCAUUCGAGAAGGUAAAGGGACACGCAGAUCCCAUGGUGGAGGCCGCGUACCAAGCCGCGCUGCGGCACAAGGAGCGGGUGAGUGGCGGACAGAGCCUCGCUGGCGCCCACACCGCCCCGGACGAGUGGAUGUACUCACAAAAGGCCCGCGAGGCGCGUACGUCACCCGAGUUUCAUUGA
This is a messenger RNA of Leishmania mexicana MHOM/GT/2001/U1103, 1884 nucleotides long. RefSeq lists its product as hypothetical. The coding region runs from base 1 to 1884 and encodes 627 amino acids. The transcript has a single exon. Gene Ontology annotation, molecular function: protein binding. The record is from RefSeq and is a predicted model, not a curated record. NCBI's taxonomy places the organism in Eukaryota, Euglenozoa, Kinetoplastea, Trypanosomatida, Trypanosomatidae.